AUGUCAUACAGUACCUCACUUGAAUCAUUGGGAGAUUCACAAUCACCACCAAAAGAUGGAGAAAAGUGUUUAAAUGUAUUGAAUCCUAUCAUUGAUUUAAAUGCAAAUACUAAUGAAGAACCACUAACAAAUGAAUCAACACCGGCAAAUGAAGUUGUGAAUGAAGAAAAUGUUGAGAGCAGUGAUAUUGUUAUUCAAAAGUCCAAGAGGAAGAAAACUUCUCUAUGGAUCAACCAGUCAUUUGAUGAGGCAUUUAAAACAAACAUGUCAUGUUUACAAGAAGCUAGUAGCACAAAAAAAAAAUUAAACUUUCAGCCAGCAAAAAGCAAGAUUGAUGAGAAGCUUUCUGGACCACUACUAAUGAAUUCAGGAGGUAAAUAUGACCAUGAAAGACAACGAGAAGCCACCGCACAUUGGAUUAUGAUGCAUGAACAUGCAUUUAGUAUUGUUGAUGAAGAAGGUUUUCAUUUUAUGAUGAAGUGUUCUAAUAUUUCAUAUGAGAAAAUUAGUCGGAAGAUAUUGAAGAAUGAUUGUAUUGCUGUUUAUGAAGCUGAAAGAAAAAAGUUGAAGUCUACUUUAAGGACAGUAAAUAAGAUUUGUUUGACCACUGAUUUACGGAAGUCACAAAAUCAGAAGAUAGAAUACAUGGUGUUAACUGGCCAUUUCAUUGAUGCUGACUGGGUUUUGCAGAAACACAUUCUUAGUUUUGUUCAUGUUCCUCCUCCUCGGCGUGGUGUUGAUAUUGCUGAUGCUAUCUUCAAGUGUCUUAAAGAUUGGGGUAUUGAAAAUAAAAUAUUUAAUGUGUCAGUGGAUAAUGCACAUUACAACGAUAGAUGUUUGAAAGAGUUAAAAGUUUUGAUUUUAAGGCACCGGAAAUUAGUGUUAGAUGGAAAGUUAUUUCAUGUGCGUUGUUGUGCGCAUAUACAAAAUUUGCUUGUUCAAGAUGGUAUUGGGAAAAUAGCAAAAAUAGUUGAAGACGUGCGUGAAAGUGUGAAGUUCAUCAAUCAGUCUGAAGCAAGGUUGCAAACAUUCUCACAAAUAGUUCAACAACUAAAGCUUGGUGGUAAAAAAUUAAUUCUUGAUUGCCCUACUCGUUGGAACUCCACCUAUCAAAUGUUGUCAGUUGCAAUGCAUUUCAAAGAAGUAUUCCCUCGUAGUGAAUAUCCAACUGCUAACUUAUAUCUUGCUGAGGUAUUUCGAAUCAAACUAGUUUUAGAUCAAGCUAUCCAAGAUGAAUUUGAUUUUAUGAAAGAAAUGGCAAAAGCGAUGAAGGGAAAAUUUGAUAAAUAUUGGAGCCAAUGUAAUCUUGUUAUGUCGCUUGCUUCUGUUUUGGACCCUAGGAUCAAAAUGAUGGGUGUUAACAUGUGUUUUCCCUUAAUUUAUCCGGAAGUUGAAGCUAGAAAAAAUAUAGAAAAUAUGCAUAUCGCGCUUGAUGAUAUGUACAAAGAGUAUGCUGAUAUACUUAGUGAGCAUAGUGAAGAAGGAUCUAGUAGAAGUGGUGUUGAUCAAAAUGGGCUUAUUUUGGAGUCACAAAAAUCCUCAGGGUGGUCAUUGUUAAUGAAUUAUGUCGAAGAACAACAAGCAAUUCCUGCUGUAAAAUCUGAAAUUGAAGAGUAUUUGAAUGAGUCAACUUACAAACCUAAAGAUAACGGCCAUAUGUCAUUUUGUGCCUUGGAAUGGUGGAAAUUGAAUUGUGGAAAAUAUAGAGUGUUGUCUCAUAUGGCAGCAGAUGUUCUUGCCAUUCCAAUAUCUAUUGUGGCUUCGGAGUCAACCUUUAGCGCUGGAGGGAGAGUUAUCGAUUCAUUUCGAGCUUCUUUAAGUUCAUCUACUGUCGAAGCUUUAGUUUGUGGUGGUGAUUGGCUUCGAAUAUUGCAUGGAAUUAGGAACAAACCUAAGGUGGAGCAAGUGCAAACAGAAAUUACAUUACUCCCCUGA
Messenger RNA from Lathyrus oleraceus (garden pea), 1935 nucleotides. RefSeq names its product zinc finger BED domain-containing protein RICESLEEPER 2-like. The transcript is spliced from 4 exons. Lineage: Eukaryota; Viridiplantae; Streptophyta; Magnoliopsida; Fabales; Fabaceae. The record is from RefSeq and is a predicted model, not a curated record. Gene Ontology annotation, molecular function: DNA binding; protein dimerization activity. Bases 1 to 1935 code for a protein of 644 amino acids.